Messenger RNA from Neopsephotus bourkii (Bourke's parrot), 1046 nucleotides. RefSeq names its product sperm acrosome membrane-associated protein 6-like. NCBI's taxonomy places the organism in Eukaryota, Metazoa, Chordata, Aves, Psittaciformes, Psittacidae. The coding region runs from base 9 to 956 and encodes 315 amino acids. Gene Ontology annotation, biological process: fusion of sperm to egg plasma membrane involved in single fertilization. The transcript is spliced from 8 exons. The record is from RefSeq and is a predicted model, not a curated record.
CUGGAGCCAUGGGGUGGUGGCAGCUGCCCCUGAUGCUGGUGAUGGCCCCCUGGCUCCCUGGAAGCCCAGGCACGCAGGCAAGGGGACCUGGCUUGUGGCAGUGGGUGGCCCUGGUGUUCUGGCUCCCCGGGGUGCACCCCUGUCUGCUCUGCUUCUGGCCCAACGUUCGGCAGGUACGCCUCUGCCAGGACAUUACUGGGGCCCCUGUGAGGGAUCCCCGGCACCGCCACUGCCUUGAGGAUAUUGACCAGGCUGCUGCGUCGCUCGCCUCCGUCACUGUGGGGUCGGGGCAGCGCAAGGCACUUCAGGAGAUCGUAAUGGAUGCCCUGCAUUUUCUGGAGAAGGAGAAGGGCAAGAAGUCUUUUGAGGUGUCUCUGCAGGAAGCCGUCAACACAAUCUGGGUGAAGCUGAGCCAGCUGGAGGAAGCUCCAGCCUGCAUCCCCCCCUGUGGAUAUCAGCCUGAUGCCCACGUCUUCCAGUGUGCUACCUGCCGCCUCAAGGAGUGCCAGCUCCCCCUGGACUGCCCAGUGCAGGACGUGCAGGUGCACACAGAUGAAGCCAUCACGCUGCUCUGCGAUGUACCCUUUGCCACCCCCCCCAACCUGUCCGUUACCUGGAUGUUUGCCAAGGAUGCGCACACACAGGACCUGGCACUGUUUGAGGAGCUGCAGGUGGCUGUGGAGGGACUUUUCAACCUGACCGUGCAGGACCCCGCUCCAGGAACCGUCGCCUGUCACCUGGGAGUCCCUUCUGAGCCCUUGGCCCGCAAGUACUUCUACCUCAACGUAUCAGAGGGAAGCGUGGAGGCAGAGCAAGGACUCCAGGCUCAGUUCAGGGCUGUGCUGCACUGGCCCCAUGGCAGGACCUCUGGGAUCCACAUGGUAUUCCUGACACUGGGGCUGGCGCUUGGUUCCAUGGUGCUUGUGCUGCUGCUGCUGCAAGUCCUGACCUGGUAAACCUCACUCUGCAAAUACCCCUGCUUUUGAGGCUGUCCACAGACCACCAUGGGAAUGCCAAACCCUGUUGGACCCUCGGUCCCUUGCAAU